Wickerhamiella sorbophila is the source of this 1395-nucleotide messenger RNA. Its product is annotated as D-3-phosphoglycerate dehydrogenase 2. The record is from RefSeq and is a predicted model, not a curated record. The transcript has a single exon. NCBI's taxonomy places the organism in Eukaryota, Fungi, Ascomycota, Dipodascomycetes, Dipodascales, Trichomonascaceae. The coding region runs from base 1 to 1395 and encodes 464 amino acids. Gene Ontology annotation, molecular function: NAD binding; oxidoreductase activity, acting on the CH-OH group of donors, NAD or NADP as acceptor.
AUGGCCACGCCUCAAGAAAUCAGAAAACCCCGCCCCACCAGCGAUGUUAUCUCGUCGCCCCAUACUUUUGACAGCAUGGCGUCGCCUGGCAAUUUCCGAGGCCGUCGGGUUUCUAUCAACCAACGCCCCGAGAAGGACCUGAAGCCCUUUCAGCAUGGCGACAUCAAAGUUUUGCUGCUUGAGAACGUCAACAAGACGGCCUUGGACAUUCUCGAGAGCCGCGGCUACCAAGUCGAGUUCCACGACUCGUCUCUGCCCGAGGCCGACCUGAUUGAGAAAAUCAAGAAUGUGCAUGUCAUUGGUAUUCGGUCCAAAACCAACCUCACAGAAAAGAUCUUGUCUCACGCGCAAAAUCUUUUUGCCAUUGGCUGCUUCUGCAUUGGCACGAACCAAGUCGACCUCGACUAUGCUACCAAGCGUGGUAUCGCGGUCUUCAACUCGCCGUUCUCCAACUCCCGUUCCGUCGCCGAGCUCGUGAUCGGCUACAUGGUUGCGCUUGCUCGUCAGUUCGGUGAUCGCUCCAUUGAAAUGCACACCGGUGUCUGGAACAAGGUCUCCAAGGGCUGCUGGGAAAUCCGCGGUAAGACCCUGGGUAUCGUGGGUUACGGCCACAUUGGUACCCAGCUGUCGGUUCUUGCUGAAGCCAUGGGCAUGAAUGUCCUGUACUACGAUGUGCUCAACAUUAUGGCCAUGGGUAUGGCUCGGCAAGUUGACACUCUCGAGGAACUACUCGGCAACUCAGACUUUAUUUCCUUGCAUGUGCCUGAACUGGCUGAAACUAAGGGUAUGAUCUCCACCAAAGAGUUUGAUGCCAUGCGUAAGGGUGCAUACCUCAUCAACGCUUCCCGAGGAACUGUUGUUGACAUUCCGGCCAUGAUUGCCGCUCGCAAGGCCGGUAAAAUUGCUGGUGUCGCUAUUGACGUGUACCCCAACGAGCCCGCCAAGAACGGCCCUGGCUUCAAUGACUCUUUGAACGACUGGACUUCUGAGCUGGUGUCUUUGGGAAAUGUCAUUCUCACCCCUCACAUUGGUGGCUCUACCAAUGAGGCCCAAUCGGCUAUUGGUGUCGAGGUUGCCACCGCCCUGCACAAGUACAUCACCGAGGGCUCGUCAGUUGCCUCUGUUAACUUCCCCGAGGUCGACCUCCGUCGUCCGUACCAGGAGGAGUCUGGUGCUGUUCGUGUGUUGUACGUGCACCGCAACGUUCCCGGUGUGUUGGCCCAGGUCAACGAGCUGUUUGCCGAACACAACAUCGUCAAGCAGUUCUCCGACUCUGAGGGUCAGAUUGCCUACCUCAUGGCUGAUAUGUCCAACGUCAGCGAGAGCGAGAUCCGGAAGUUGUCGGACGAGCUGGAGCGCCUGAACUUCAACAUCCGCACCCGCAUGCUCUACUAA